Ricinus communis (castor bean) is the source of this 2187-nucleotide messenger RNA. Its product is annotated as guanine nucleotide-binding protein subunit gamma 4. The record is from RefSeq and is a predicted model, not a curated record. NCBI's taxonomy places the organism in Eukaryota, Viridiplantae, Streptophyta, Magnoliopsida, Malpighiales, Euphorbiaceae. Bases 1159 to 2109 code for a protein of 316 amino acids. The transcript has 5 exons.
ACUAACAACAGCAGCAGCUCUUUUUUGUAAUAGGUUACUUCACUUCUUCUUUCACACUUCAUAUGAAGAUUACCCUUUGUAGUAGUUUUUUACUUACUACUACUCACUUCUUUCUUUCUUCUUCUUUCUCUCAAAAUCAGAGCUCCUUCUUUUCCCUCUAAAUCCAAACUCCAUUACAAGUUACAACCAUGUCCUUUUUUUCCUUCUUUUCUUUUAAAGAAAAAAGAAGAAGAAAAUAUUCAAUUAUAUUCUCUUUCCUACGCAGCUAUCACGUGUCCAUCUCAGGUACUACAUCGUGCUUUUCGCUUCUUCUCAGUCUGCAAAUCCACCACCCCACCAGCGAGACACAUUCUCAGAAAAUAAUACAUUUUCACAGCACAGAGAGAGAUUUCUGGGCUUAUUAUUCUCUCAAAUUUUGAUCAAAGAUCUUAACUUUCUUACUUUUUUCUCUGGGUUAUUACUGAUGUAAAAAAGAAAAAAGAAAAAAGAAAAGAAAUGGGGUUUCGCACAAAGAGUUGUUGCAGGUUCUCAGGCACAGCCGUCUUUUACCAUUAUUACCACUAUCAUUAUUACCAUGCAUAAAGGCUGUGUCUUGUGUCUCUCCAGAAAGAAAAAAAAUAAAAUCAUCAGAUAUCUCUCUCCACGCACACUCUGUGACACUGUUAUGACUCUCUUUUUAUCCUUAUUAUCGCUCUCUUUCAUUCAUUUAUUUUUACUAUCAUCUUCCCCUCAAAUUAAUCUUUCUGCAAAGUAAACAAUAAAAACACCAUCUCCACUAUAAAUAACAUACACACAUUUACAUUUAUGUACUGCCUCUGCUCUUGUUUCAGCUCUUUGCCUCUGCUCUCUUCUUUUUUACUGCUCUUCUUUUUUCUUUUCUUAAUUUUCUGAGUCGCAAUUAUCCUUGUCAGAUCAUUUAAUUACUAUCUCUACCUCACUGAAAAAAAUAUAACUUUUCGUAUACACACACCUGACAUAUUACUUGCCCGCUUAUUGUUUGUCCCUUGCUAUUUGCUAUUAGUGGUUGCUUAUGUCUUGUUACUUCCUCUACUAGUAUUCCUUGUUUGCUCUCAUUUUUGCAUCUUUUGAGUGGUUUUUUUUUUACCUCCUUUUUGUUUCUUGGAGAGAUAUAUUUUGUCGUCAGAAAGUUAUAGAGCAAUGGUUGCUUCUCCUAAGUCUGGUGGCGCUGGCUCUUCUUCUGUUCCGUCUUUGCCGCCGCCUUGUCCUAAGUCUCCGCCGGAGUAUCCUGAUUUGUAUGGCAAGCGCAGAGAAAUGGCUAAAGUGCAGAUGCUUGAGAGAGAAAUCGGUUUUCUUGAGGAGGAACUAAAAUCUGUCCAAGGCCUUCAGCCGGCGACCAGAUGCUGCAAAGAGGUCAGUGAUUUUGUGGUGGCAAAUUCAGAUCCUUUAAUACCUACAAAUCGGAAGAACCGAAGGUCUUGUCGAUUCUGGAAGUGGCUUUGUGGAAUACCCUGCUUUAAUUUCUCAUGGAUCUGUUGUGGCCGCCAUUCGGGAUGCUGCCCUUGUCCAGAGUUGCCACGGUGCUGUCUCUGUGACUGUGACUGUGACCUAUGCAACUGCUGCUCCUGUUUCCGCUGCUCAACACCCAAGUGCAAAUGUUGCUCUUGGUGUUGCUCCUGCUCCUGCUCUUGCUCUUGUCCAACAUCCAAUUGCUGUAGGUGUAGAAAGCCCUCAUGCAGCUGUAACUGCUGCACUUGUCGACUUCCUUCGUGCCCAGAUUGCUCUUGUUGCAAACCUUCGUGCCCAGAUUGCUCUUGUUGCAGACCUUCGUGCCCGGAUUGCUCUUGUUGCAGACCUUCGUGCCCGGAUUGCUCUUGUUGCUCUUGUUGCAGACCUUCGUGCCCGGAUUGUUCUUGUUGCUCUUGUUGCAGACCUUCGUGCCCGGAUUGCUCUUGUUGCAUACCUUCAUGCCCAAAUUGCUCUUGUUGCAAAUUGUCAUGUCCAAAAUGCAAUUGCUGCACAUGGUUAUGCUGUUGUCCUAAGUGGACAUGCUCUACUCCUAAAUGUCCUAAACGUCCUAAAUGUCCAAAGGUACGUCUUUGUUGCAAUUGUACAAAAACUUGUUGUAAUCCAUGCUGUCUAUUCUUUUAGCACAUCAAGAUAAGCACCAUGAGGAAUUCCUUUUUCUUCAGUAUACGGUUCAAUUUCUACGCAUAUCUUAUUGUUGAA